UCCACUCUGCAAGGAUUCGCACUCUCUCCUCUCUCGCUGCAAGUCAGUCAGUCAGUGGGAUUUCUCUCAUCAUCAGAUUUGUGAGGAGUAUAGAGAAGAACGGCAGACUCACUCCUGCAAUACAUUAGUCGUCGUGUUUCGAACUCCUCUGCUGUUGUCCCCAAAAAAAUAAAGUCGAGUCGAAUUUAAAUUUCUUCACCACUUUUCUCCAAAAGGGAAGGGUUAAAAGGGGCUCAGACAUUUGUGAAAAACACUUGAACAUUUUCACCAAGGGUUCGCACUUUCUCGUCCUUUAUCCUGGUCCACUAAUUCGAUUGGUUUUUAGUGCUGUCAUAUACAUAAUUUUCUCCCAUUCAUUGGAUUCUUAAUAAUCAAAUUCCAAAGUUUCAAGUUGUGGGUUGUACGUAGCAAAUUUAACCUUCAGAAUCAGAAUAAUUGGAGCAACUUAUAUCAGCUACAGAAGGAAGAGGAGGAGGAUAUUUUGGAAUUUCUGACAUCUGACACUAUCAGAUUGGUUCGAAAACUGCAGCAAUAAAAAGUUGUACUACUGUGGCUAUUUUAUUAAGAUGUUGGCCGUCUGUAACGUUUAGUGCUGUGAUUUGUGAUUCCUUUCUCGAAAUAUUAAGGAUACGAAUUAUAUGUGCUAUAAUAUAAGUGCCCUAACGCACCCAACAGUUCCAAGUCCAUAAUUCAAUUAUGCAAUAAUUUAGACACAAAUUAAUGCUUAACUGUUUUCACGUACGAUUUAAAGUUUAUACAUACAUAUAAAGUUUUGCAAGCGUGGCACAGCAAAUCACCAGUUUAAAUCUCAUGUCGUUGGAUAGAUUAGGCGACGUUUUAUAAAGUCGAACGAACGUUUUCUUUCUAAAUAAUUAGUUUGUUGCUGCUUAUGGUUUCGAUUGAUUUGUAUUUUCUCUAUUGUUCUACCAUUAGCUGAAAAAAAAUUAAGAGACCUACAUGAAUUUGUGACUGUUUGUGUUAAAAACUUGGAUCACACAGGAUAAGAAAAGCUUAUCAUUUAGUUUCAUUUGUUCGUUCAGGAUAACGACAAUCAUUCCCAUAAAGGGUGGCGCUUACAUGAAUGGGGAGAUUGGAUCUUCGGUUAGAUCGGUUGGGGAGCCUGGGCCAACAAUGGUGUAUCAACCUGUGGGUACCACCCACACCCCUCAUCCUCAUCAAUCUGCAACCCAAUACUCUGAACAUCAUCAUAGCGGCAUGAAUGGAAUGAUAAUGCCGCAGGAUUUGUACGGCGAAACAGUCGAGACGGCUGCUGAAUUGCAGAAUUUCAAUGGCUCGGAAAAUAAACGAGGGUUCAACAGUCAUGAAACUAUCUCAGGUCAACCUGCCCAAGCUGGUCACAUACCUGACCUUCCUAUUACCGAGCUAAAACGAAUGCUUCUAAUUCAACUCGAAUAUUACUUUUCGCCGGAGAAUUUGGCAAUCGACAAAUACUUGGUUACUCAGAUGGAUCAGGACCACUACGUUCCGAUUGCUACCUUAGCGACUUUCAAUAUGGUUAAAAAACUAACAUCUGAUAUUAAUCUCGUCACGGAAGUACUGAGAGAAUCGGCAAAUGUUCAGGUGCAUCCUGACGGCAAAAGAGUCAGGCCUGUCAGCCAUCGAACUGUUGUCAUUCUUCGGGGCAUUCCGUCAUCUACUUCAGCGGAAGAAAUCAAGAACAUAUUCGACAACGAGAAUUGUCCCAAGUGUACGGGUUGUGAAUUUGCCUUCAACGACUCUUGGUAUGUCAGCUUUGAAUCAGAUGAAGAUGCUAUGCAGGCCCACAGAUACCUAAGAGAAGAUGUUCGAGAGUUUAAGGGUCAUCCUAUCAUGGCAAGAAUCAAAUCAAAGCCAACGACUUUACUCUCACAAGGAGUUGCAAUUGGUGUCCCCGCAGGCAUAAAAAAUGGAUACAGUCAACCUGGAGGGAUGAUGCAGUCUUACAUGGCGACGGCGACUCCAUUCGUACCUGCAAGUCAACAACAACAAACUGGUGCAAACAAUGGGCCUGCAUCUUUAUAUGCCCCUGCACAGCAGGUUCAUCAAAAUGUAUUCCCCCUACCAUCGAACUAUCCAGGAUUUGGGCAAUGGCCUGGAUAUUUUGACAGUCUAUCUAUGUUCUCCCUGAACGGACUUCAACCUCAAGGCCCAUCAGGAUAUGGGAAGUCAGCCCCAAUGAAUAAUCUAAGGUCACGUAAUCUCAACCCCAUGCGUGGCGUUGGUCCGAGAAGAACAAUGAGUUCAGGCAGUGAUUCUCAAGUUGUGAGCGGUACUGGAGGAAACAAUAAUGGACUCCAGCCACAACAACAUCAACAGUCAUAUAGCAGUAAUAACCAGCCACCCCGCAAGAACACCGCUCCUGUUCCUGCUCCCCUUCUAGGCAUGGUACCACAAAGUUUGAUUUCUCAUCCGUCUUCUCACUCCAACCAUCAUCCUUCGGUGCCCCAUAAUUCGAUUCAAAACUCAUCUAAUCAAUCCACAAAUGGAGGUCGACACUAUAGUAGUAACGCAUAUUCCCAAAGUUUACCCCACGUGGUUGACAACGGUCAUUAUACGCGUCCAUAUCGUGGGACUGGCGAUUCGAGACCAAGGUCUAGUAUGAGCUCCAGCUCUAGAAGGCUCCCCCGUCGAGACGAGGAGUGCUCGUCGUAUGACUAUAGCUCACCUGGUACAUCUAGUUCUUCAAAUUAUCGAGGAAAUCCGUCCAGCCGCAUUAAUCCUCCAGUAGCCGUCUCACCUCAAAUCCCUGCACAAUUAUCUGUAACAAAUCAAAAUCAUCAAAUUGAUUUGGAUUUGGAAGGAUCGUUUCCACCGCUUCCAGGUUCAGCCAAUGCAUCCAGCAAAAAUGGAGAAAUUAGAACUCCCCGUGUCACUUCGAUACCAAAAGGACUAUCCGAUGUGGUAAAGGGUUUCAAGGGUGUGAAAUUAGAUGAUGGUUCUUCUGCUGAUAAGGAAGGGCCUAAUGAGAUCGUCGUCAGUGCUGCCGAGCCUGGAUCAUCAAUUAGCUCUGGAUCCCCUGGUGAGGUUGUUGUGUCUGCGGCGCAGAAAGAAGAUAGCAACGACAUGUCUAGUCAUUUAUUUAAGAAAGAGUAUCGCGAGAUUGGAGUCGGCAGUGCCGAUGAGAAUCACGAUAGCAUUCAAGCAAAAACUGGCGUUGUGAGCCAUACACAAACGGCUGACAAAUCAACACGAACUGAUGAACACCUCCUAUAUGGGGACCAACCAAAUGGUGGAAACAGCAGAAAUAAUAGUCAGAUACAACAAACUCAACAACUGGCCCAAAUUGUUGGGAACAAUUAUCGAAAAUCCGUAACUUCACAACAAGGAGGUGCAAGUAAAUCUCCAAUUAUUCCUAGUAAUCUUAAUCGUGUUGGAGUUUCACACAUAACCGGAACUGAAGUGCCUUUAAACAACCCCUCCCCAAACUCGAUGCGCGGUGCUCCUUCGACUCUGUAUCCAGACAAUAAUCGUCUUGGUAGUGGUGCUGGUGCUGGGGGAACGAUCGUCAAUCCUACCAGUAGUAAACUAAGUACAGAUAAGGAGGCUUUCCCAGCUCCGAACUUUGUCAAAGUGCCAACCCCUGCUAGUGCAAAACCGUUUUCUGGAGUCACUGAUCACAAUCCCAAGGAGUCGGUGCGCUGUAGCGAAAAUGAGCGAAAAGAGUCUGGACAAGGGGAUGGUAAGAAGGCAGAAGAUUGCUCAAAUCUUUCAAAUGACGAAGGCCCUGCGCGCUUAAGCUAUGCACAAGUGGCACAAAGUCGUAAAGAUGCUGCUGCUGUUCAUGGACCUCCUACAACGUCGUCCUCGUCUUCUAAUUCAUCUUCCACAAGUGCUGCACAUACUCAAAUAAAUAGUCCUCCACAAAGUUCCUCAGGUGCUCAGUCUUUUCAGGAUGAAAGGAAGGGAAGGAGCUCUCGUGACAACAAAGACACUCGUGCGCAAUCAUCUAGGAACACGCGUGGGAAUAGUGACCGAGAUCGUGUAGAUCAGACUCAAGGUCGUUACCCAGAAAGGAACUAUCGAAAUAGGGGACCCCGAAGCCGCGUCACGUCUGACGCAUCAGAUACUGGGAGUAAUUCUGGAGCGAGUAGUAGGCCACCACCUGCGAGAGGCCCAAGGUCUCCAAAGUGAAAAGUUGUUCACUUUACUCCAGCCAUCAUCGUCUAUCUCCGCUGCCCACAGCGUCAAACGCACCGCAUCCCUAUAUAUCAUCUCAACGGUCCCAACCAGCAAUCAAUCCUACCCAGUUACAACUUUAGCUCUGUAAUAAUAUUCACCCACCCAUCGCCACUUAUUAAGUUUUCAGAUUUCUUUCAAAUUACUACUUCUCUACAUCAACCGACGAAUUCUAAAGCCCAACUAAUCCUAAAGUGAACUUUGACGUUUCGAAUUAAUUUGUAAGAACUUUACCAAUUUACCUUAUGCAGCGUAAACGUAUUUCAGGGAACGCUAACUUAAAAUUUAAGUUUUUAAAAAUGUACCGAUUAUUAGAUAAUUCAUUCGCCAUGCUUAUCUUGUUCAAAAUCAUCCGCAUUAUUCAAAGGAUAACAAUUCUGUAAGCAAUGUAGGAUGCUACAUAAUUCUCUUCAGUAAUAUUUUCGCAUUUGAUUGGAAAUUUUAGUAUUUUCGAAAUUACGAUUAUAAGUAAUUGAUUGCCCUGCAUUUGAUAAACUUUAUUGUGAUCUGCAUUAUAUAAACCAUGUAAAGUAAAAGAAGAAAAGGGUUUCUUAUCAAAAGUGGUCUUUUGCCACAAUUUCUAUUUAUACUCCUUUUUAAUUGAGUCGACUAACCACAUAGUAAAAAAAAGUAGUUGCCAAUUCGAAUAGCUACCCUCUAUACUUGUACAACCCUUGGAAAAAAAUAUGACCAUUCAUUGCUUUCAGUUAGGCAGCUUUGACUUGGCUUGCAUAUUGGAGGUAUCAAGUUUUCCAUCCUUUUGUAUUACCUGUCCUACCAACCAAACUAAUAAUCUUAUCAUCAUAACUCGUCUAUUACUAUACACUACAAUAAUAGAUAGUGACUCAUUUAUGUUAAGCAAAAGAACUGAUUUACUGGUAUUUGUAAUUUAAUACGUUAGGUACUAUAAAAUUAAGCCAGGGGAGCGAUGACAGUGAUAUUUGCGCAUUCAUCGGUCAUUGUUUUAAACUUAAUCUGCGGCCAUAUGAUAAGUAACUCUAACUGAUCCAAUGAAUGCAGUGGAGAAUUAUAACAUUACAUAAUAAGGAGGAUGGUUGUCAGUUGUUGUAGUGUACUUAUCAUUUGACCAAGUCAAUUCCUAAAAAAGAUCGAUGCUAAAUUCUGCAGUCCAAUAUUUGGAAAAUUAUUCAUCCUCGAUAUGAUGAAAUAUGGGCAAUCAGUAUCCUAUGCAUAUGUAGGGUCGACUAGAACAAUAGUUUGAGUUGGGGCGAAAUUUUGCUAGACCAACGAUUUAAAUAAUAAGAAUUUAUCAUAUUGCCAAAUCACAAUCAAAUCUUUAUGUUAGACACAAUAGGAUGAUACUAUUAUCGAUUUAAAGGUAAAUUAAAAUCAAUGCAAAUGUGUGUGCAACCCAGGGCGUAUGUUUGUGUGCGUGUUUGUGAUAAAAGUACUACGAAUCUAUAUAGUAUGUGAAAUUGUAUACGUUGCAGUUAAAAAGACUAACAGAUAAUAUUUAGCUGGAAUAAUGGUUUCAAUUAAUAGAUGCAGAAUUAAAGUUUUGUUUUGGCUCAUAUGUUCAUGAAUUAAAAGUCUGUUAAGUUCACGCAAAAUAAAUUAGGAAAGCAAUGUGCCUCAAUUUUACCAUUCAUUCAUAAUAUUUUGCUGGAUAAAUUUCUUGCUACAAAACAACCCCUGUUCAGAUGAUGGAAGGAAAGACAUAACAAUUGAGCGAUUGAAAGUUUUGUUAUUUUUGUUGGUCUUAACAAGUCGUUAAAUAUAGUACCAAUUACCAAAUCAUGUAUUCAUUAUUAUGCUUGUAUUAUGUAUAAUGUCACUUAAUGUUUUUACAAUAUUUUGGUGAUUAGAAUUUAUAUUGGUUUAAAUUGCCUUGGUUUUUAUCAGUUUUGCUAUAAUAAUCUAUUUUUAGGGUUUAAAGCCAGUGAAAGCCAUCAUUUAAUAUUUGUAGGUUAAGGGGGAUUUACUCUUUCGAUAAAAAGACUAUGAUAAUGGUCGGUUACUUUGCUCAGACCAAAUUAUACAAAUCAGCAAAGCGUACUAAAUUUAUGUCGACAACUCUCAACUCGUAUCUUUUCAAUUCGCGAGGCAAUUCUUAAUUACUUCAAACGAAUCAAGGACAAUUUGAUAUUUUAGGACGAUGCUUAUUUCUUACCCGAAUACAUUCAUGGGGAACUAACUAUUGUUGGAUUAGACGAUGUAGUAGGGAACUUGAGACAAAUAUUGGUGUGUGUCCGCAAUUAAUCAGUCCAGUCCGAUAAGUAAGACAGUGGAAGGUUGUUUAAGACUUAUUAAAUUACCUUUUGCAUCGCCAGCAUUAACAAAAAAUAUUAUAUUUCACCAGAGCUACUAGAUAUGUAUGUGUAUACAUAAUUUUCCGAGAAUUGAGUUCACCAAAAAUAAACCUACUAUGCAUACGACUAAAGCAAUUUUUAAGAAACAUGAAUAAUUCUAGAAUUAUAUCUCUUGCCUUUUGUCCUUUGUAAUGUCGACAAUUACGUAAUAUUCAUAAUAAUAUUAGCUUGAGUUUUUCUGAUUACUAUAUUAAUACAGAUUAGGAUAAGAAAAACAUAAGACUUAACAUCAAUUUAUUUAUUACUAGAAUGAAUACAAUUAUGGUAGUGAUAUAAUAAUUUGCAAUCGUGAUUCACGUUAAUGUCGAAAUUUAAAUGAAUCACGUAAUCUUCCUUAAGGAGGCGAUGGAAAGAAAGUAUAGGACGUCGAUAGCGGUCUUAGGUUUGUUUAAGGAUGUCUGAUGAGAAGGAAAGUGGCUGAAGAUUUGCUGAAAUUACUAAAUCCGUUAAAAUUAACUAAUUAUUCGUGCUCUUCAUUAAAUUAUUGUCAUUGUGUAUGGGCUACACGUAUUUUGUCUAAUUAAUAUUUGUAUGUAGGGAAGCUGUUCGUUUUAUUAGUUUCGAUAGUGAACGUGGUAAUUUAAUUGCAAAUAUAUUUUAAACUGUAUGCUAUCUAUAAUUAUUUCAAACCAACAAAUUAGCGGAACUGGGUUUCGACCAUUUGUAAAUUAAGUUAAUGAAUUAUCGUACGCUGCAGCAACAUUAUUGCAAUUUAUUUGUUUCUUAAUUGUUUCACGGUUGAGUACCACUCUAAAACUAAAAAGAGUGACGAAGAAUGUUUUUUUUGUCGGUCGUGUAUAAUAUAAACAUGUAGGAAAUAUUUGUAGUUCUGCUAGAAAUAUUCCUGCACGUUAUAUGACUGGAUAUACACAUAUGUAGGGCUGUACUUGAUGAUUUAUUUAAUUUAAUGGUUAGCAAAGAGUGUACAGGUUGGUGGAACAAUCAAUUAGGCUGUGCUAAUACAUAUAUAUUUGCCUUCCUGACCACACCUUUAUUGUUAUUAUAUUUAACUCUGAUUAUUAUUUUGCGAUUUUCUGAUAUGAAUGGAUGGGCAUUUGUCAUUGAAGGAAACCCUACCACUUGUUUUACGAACUUGACUUGGCGAAUCCUCACAGAUUCCGAUAAGUGUAUCCUAAUACAUAGUCGUCUCAUCCCAACCCUUGAUCAACUUUAAGAAAAAAGUCACUUUGUAGAGUUUCAAAUAAUUUAUACAAGACAUAAAGUAACUGCCUAUAUACACGCAUAACAAUUCGAUGUACCUAAUUAAUUAGUAAUGACAAUUAUAACUUCAAAUUUAUUAUUUACUUGUUUUUUGGCUAAAUAAUGCUUAAAUAAUGUUCCAAAUGUCGAUGUGUCUCAGUCAGUCAUUCGUGCAAGAAAGCAUAAAUUAUGCAUUGUAAGAGGACAUGGGUCCUCGUAUGUACCAGUCAAAAAUUCUAAAUUCUUCAAGUGUUUCUUCAGACAUCUAAAUUUUGGUGGAAUUGGAACCGUGUCGUCGUUUUUAUUGGUAUUAUUGUUGCUUUAUUGCUCAGCACACAAUUGUGUUGCUUGUGUUACUAUGAAUUAUUAUCAUGUUUAGAACCUUAUGUACUAUAUACUCAUAUUAAGCUCUGUAUUGUUGUACCUCUGUUGACUGUUAACUUGUACUAAUUUAUCUGAUAGAAAAUUUACUAAAUUCAAAUGUUUGGUUUUACUCGUAUUUUGUUUUGCCUCUUUUCCACUUCGGUUGAAUUUUGAUUUAUUUUCUGAAUGAAUUGAGAAUGCUUGAAUUGUUUGAGUUGCAUACGUUCAUGUUCAAAAAUACAGUUUUGUUAUUACAUUAAAAAAAGUAAAAACAAAGAAAUAUAUAAAGUUGUAGUUGAGUGGAGAUUUUUUGAUUUUUGUUUGCAUUUGAUUUUGUUUCUUUUUUAUUGGUUAAAUGUGUUGUUUCAGUUAUUACCCCUUGCCUUUUAAGACACUACAUAUAAGUGUAUUACAGCCACCUUUGUGAUUGGUUAUACAUGCUGAGAAUGAUAUGAAUGUGUGCAGGCAUUAUUAAGGGUGUAUUGUGAAAUUCGGGGUUUAAAAUCCUCCCGGCCAUUAAUUGCUCAUGCCGCUAAUACAUAAUUCCAUUUACGAUUGUUAAAAUUCCGGGGCCUGCAUAGAUAUAUUUACAUGAUGCGUGUGUAUGCAUACUUGGGUGAUACAUGGCGUGUUCUAAGGUACAUGUAUAUUGCAGUUAGCCCUAUUUGGGACGAUAUCAGUGUCCAUGUAUGUAUGUACUUAUUAGGUAAAGUCUUGCAGCGAGCAGCCAAAUUUGUGUCAGUAUUUUCAUUUAAAGAAAUGACAAAUUGUAAAAUAUUUUAACUCUCAGACCCCAGAAAACAAGAUUGAGCUAUUAUUAAACAUACCAAACUGUGUAAUAUUUGAAUUGCCUUCUUUGAAUCACUACUUCGACCCUUCGAUUUGGAAGAAAAUUACAUUAAGCAGUCGUGAACAUUUAAAAUAAAUGAAACAAAGAUACAAAACCAAAUUGAUGUCUUGUAUUUCAAAACUGAACACAAACUCUGCAAAUCCCAAGUGAUUAAGUAGCUGCAUGGUAUGUACAUGUGCUUAAAGUCUAUAAAUUAUACACUUACUUAUGAACAUAAAUACAUAUAGUGAUUGUCAGAAUUAUUGCAAAACACUGCGGAAUAUGCACAUAUGUAGGUACGCAUUGCGACUCUAUAUAAUGACAAUUUCGGUAGAGGUGUUUUACUAGUCGCUGUGAUAGAUAAUCAAGUAUCGCUUUUUCAAAGUUGUGUCGCCAUGAAUUGCAGUUCUUCCCUCCCAGUCUGUCCAAAAGUUGUUGGAUUAUUGGCCGGUUCAUUAAAGUACGUGUUUUCUAAAAAUUAAUCUUGACAAAUUAAUCUUUUGCGACGAUGCCGUUCCUUUCGUACACCACACAAUUUCAAGUAACUAAUCGGUGAAAAACUUUUUUGUUGGAUUUAUAAUCAUAGCUGGAUUUGAGUGUGAAAUUAUUUAAUGACAGAUAAUUUGACUACUAUUACAAAGUUUUCCAUAAAACGUGAGGGAUUAUAAAAAUUAACAAAAUAAGCUCUUGAUGUUUGAUGGAGCUUCGAACGCAAAGCAGGGGAAGCAGUUUGUGCAUUAUUAAUUUAAUUUAGUAAAGUGAAACAGAAGAAUAAAAAACUUUGCUAUAUUGUGUAAAUUAAUGAAUAAUAUAUGUAUGCAAAAAUCGACAUGGACGGACACUGGGCCCGACAUUAAUUGACGUCAUGAUAAGUAAAUUAGAAACAAUUUAUCGUUCUCCGGUAAUUUUAAGGUCAUCUACUGGCGGUGCAUUUCAUUUGUAAUAAUAAUACGAAGCUAUACAAUGACAACCAUAUAGAAUUAAUGUAUAUAAAUGACGCAAAUGUAAUGUUGGGACGAGAAAACAUGAAAGCAGCCAAAUGACGAAAAGAGAAUAAAAUCGACUCAUUUUUAUAACAAAAAGACUA
Folsomia candida is the source of this 9985-nucleotide messenger RNA. RefSeq lists its product as uncharacterized. Gene Ontology annotation, biological process: positive regulation of translation. The transcript is spliced from 16 exons. The record is from RefSeq and is a predicted model, not a curated record. NCBI's taxonomy places the organism in Eukaryota, Metazoa, Arthropoda, Collembola, Entomobryomorpha, Isotomidae. Gene Ontology annotation, molecular function: mRNA 3'-UTR binding. Gene Ontology annotation, cellular component: cytoplasmic stress granule; cytosol. Bases 1078 to 4131 code for a protein of 1017 amino acids.